This is a messenger RNA of Mangifera indica (mango), 3291 nucleotides long. RefSeq names its product pentatricopeptide repeat-containing protein At2g13600-like. Gene Ontology annotation, molecular function: RNA binding; protein binding. The coding region runs from base 102 to 2303 and encodes 733 amino acids. NCBI's taxonomy places the organism in Eukaryota, Viridiplantae, Streptophyta, Magnoliopsida, Sapindales, Anacardiaceae. The record is from RefSeq and is a predicted model, not a curated record. Gene Ontology annotation, biological process: RNA modification. The transcript has a single exon.
UAUUCCAAAUCGAGUGCAACAUAAUAUAUUUAUUAUCCCAUUUAUUAUUCAAGAUUGUGGGACAACUGGACAAUGUAACUAACUUAACUACCUCUCAGAAGAUGAAAAAUGCAUGGAGAGCUCUCUUCAGUACCAGCACAAACUUCAAUUCUCACAUACAAACAUGCGUUUCCCUCUUAAAUAACUUCACAAACCACAACUUGGUCACUCAAGGAAGUGCCCUCCAUGCACAUGUACUAAAAACAGGUGCUUUCAAAGAGCGAUUUGUGGCUGUUAAGCUGCUGAUAAUGUAUCUUACAAAUAGAAGAACUCGUGAAGCUAACGAGGUUGUAAAGGAGUUUAACGGGUUUGAUAUUGUUGUCCAUAACUGUUUGAUUAGUGCUAAUAUUCAAUGGGGAAAUCUUGACCAAGCUCAAAGGUUAUUCGAUGAAAUGCCUGAAAGAAAUGAGUUCUCUUGGACGGCUUUGAUUUCUGGUUAUAUGAGACAUGGACGAGUUGAAGAAUCGAUUUGGUACUUUGAGAGGAACCCAUUUCAGAAUGUGAUUUCUUGGACUGCCGCUAUUAGUGGAUUUGUUCAAAAUGGGUAUAGUUUUGAAGCUUUGAAGCUUUUCUUGAAGCUACUUGAAUCUGGGGUUAAUCCGAAUGCGGUUACUUUUUCUUCUAUCCUUAGAGCUUGUACAGUGUUUGGUGAUUUUCAGUUGGGGAUGUGUAUUUUUGGAUUAACUGUUAAGGCUGGAUUUGAAGGGAAUAUAUCAGUUUCAAAUUCUUUGAUUAGUUUAUGUGUGAAGAUGGGUAAAAUUGAUUUGGCUAGAAGGGCGUUUGAUCAGAUGGAGAAGAAAGAUGUUGUUUCUUGGACUGCAAUACUAGAUAUGUAUGUUAAGAAGGGAGAGUUGGGAGAAGCACGUAGAAUAUUUAAUGAGAUGCCGGAAAGAAAUGAAGUUUCUUGGAGUGCUAUGAUUGCAAGAUAUAGUCAGAGUGGCUAUCCUGAAGAGGCUUUGAAACUCUUUCGCCAAAUGGUGCAAGAUGCUUUUAAACCAAAUACCUCGUGUUUCUCUACUGUUCUUUGUGCUUUGGCUAGUUUAAAGGCUUUACAACUUGGAAUGAACAUACAUGCCCAUGUAGUGAAAAUUGGAGUUGAUGGUGAUGUUUUCAUUUGUAGCUCUCUUAUUGAAUUGUACAGUACAUGCGGUGAAACUAAAGAUGGACGAUUAGUGUUUGACUGGAUUGUGGCAAAAACUGUGGUUUCAUGGAAUACUAUGAUUAGCGGUUACAGUCUGAAUGGCCAAAUGGAAGAAGCCAAGGAGUUGUUUGAUCAUAUGCCCAUGCGAAAUGAUAUCUCUUGGAGUGCCAUAAUUUCUGGUUAUUUAGAACAUAAACAAUUUGACAAGGUGUUUGAAAUAUUUAAUGAGAUGCUUUUGUCAGGUGAAAUUCCAAAUAAGUCCACUUUCACAAGUGUGCUUUCUGCUUCUGCCAGCAUGGCCUCAUUAGAGAAAGGGAAGGACCUUCAUGGUAAAGUUGUUAAACUUGGGCUUCAGUAUGACGUUUUUGUAGGAACUGCACUCACUGAUAUGUAUGCAAAAUCUGGGGAUAUUGAGAGCUCUAAGCAGGUGUUUGAUAGAAUGCCCAAAAAGGAUGAAAUCACUUGGACUGUGAUGAUUCAAGGACUUGCAGAAAGUGGUUUUGCAGAGGAAGCUCUUACUUUGUUCGAGGAAAUGGAGAAAACGUCUGUUGCUCCAAGUGAGCUCAUGCUAUUAUCAGUUCUAUUUGCUUGUUCUCAUUCUGGUUUAGUUGAUAAAGGACUUAAAUACUUCAACUCAAUGGAGACUGUUUAUCAAAUAAAGCCUAGGGGAACGCAUUAUACUUGUGUGGUAGAUAUGCUAUCGAGGUCGGGACGCCUCUCUGAAGCUGAAAAUUUUAUUAACUCUAUGCCAUUUCAACCUGAAUCCAAUUCAUGGGCAGCUCUUUUAAGUGGUUGUAAGACUUAUAAAAAUGAAGAGAUAGCUGAGAGAAUGGCUAAAAGGCUUUGGCAACUGACACAGAAAAACCCAGCAGGAUAUGUCUUGUUGUCAAAUAUUUAUGCUUCAGCAGGCAGAUGGACUGAUGUUAUGAAUAUAAGGAAGUUAAUGAACAAGAAAGGACUGAAGAAGAGUGGAGGGUGUAGUUGGGUUGAAGUGAGAAAUCAAAUCCAUUCCUUCUCUUCUGAAGACGGAACACACUCUCAAUCAACUGAACUUUAUCAAAUUUUGGAGCUUUUAACGUCAGAAAUGUUUGUUUGUGAGAAUCCAACAUCAAUUAAAGUAUGACAUUUUAGGACAGAUCAAAGAAGCCAGAUUUUCAAUGAGAUGUUUAUAUAAUGUUAUCAUACUCCAGGUCAAAACUCAUGCUUUGGAUAUUAGAGGAGGUUGCUUCUGGGCUGUUUAUGAGGUAGACCAAAACUCAUAUCCCAAAUUUUAGCUUCAAUCUUGAAGUAAAUAAUUCUGUGUUUAUAGUUACAGCAAAUAGACUGUUUUCAAGUUCUAACGGAGUUGCCUCUGACUUCCCUGGUUCAUUUCAAAAUCUUUGAUGUCCUUGAUUUUGUUGGAUCAAAUAAUUUUCUUGAAUUUUUACUUAAAGGUACCUUGAUAAGCCCGCAUUGCGGAAUGCUUUAUGAAUGUAUAAUCAUCCCAUCUCUAUCGCUUUCAGCAUUGUUGUCGAUUCUUUUUAAGAAGUUAGAUUGUAUUAAAAUUGGAAGAGAGACUAUUAUUAGAUAUACAAUUGAGAGUAAGCUUCACCUGCAAGAUGAAAGGAAGUUUCUGUAUAGUCGGAAAUUUAGGAGGGUGAGUUUGCUGGAAGUUUUGGAUUGUAAGUCUCCUUAAGGUCUAUUCUGCUCCCUCGAAUUCAUUAUGAAGUUCACUUUCUUCAUAUGGCAGCAAGAUUCUGAAGGAGAAUAUACAUAUUUCUUCUGAAAUCUGCAAGAAGACAUUUGUGAAGCUUGGAGUGGGAAAUUAUAGUAAAUCCAAAUUUCUGCUUCAAAUUCUGUGGUUUCAAUAUUUUAGCAACUCCAUUCAUUCUUCUUUAUGUAUAAUUUUACAUUAUUUCUAUCCGGACAAGUGGUAGAAACACAUUCAUCAAUAUAUUUGAAGUGUUUGGGGAUAUUGUUUACUUGAACGAUGACUACUUUUGUGCUUUCAGGGUGCGGAGAAAUACUUCCAAUCGUCUCACCCUGUUGAUAUGUGAGACUGUACAACAAUUAUAUGUGUUAAAUAUAUGUAAAAUGAGGUAGAAUAAGUAAGAAUUGAAACAUUUUGAUAA